Messenger RNA from Xyrichtys novacula (pearly razorfish), 14880 nucleotides. The record is from the annotation of a GenBank genome assembly. NCBI's taxonomy places the organism in Eukaryota, Metazoa, Chordata, Actinopteri, Labriformes, Labridae.
CACAGCCUGUACUGUGAUGCAGAGAUACUCGAGCUUUGCCUGUAGGUGCAUAAAAAUUGAGUGAAUUUUGGAUAAGUUUAGUUCACUGUUUGCUGCAGCCCUCUGGAGUUGUGUCAUUAUGUUUGGCUUGUUAGUUCUGCCUGAUAGCUGCAAACUGAACAUGAAAUAUGCACUUAAAGCUUACAUUCACACUCCAGAAGUCAAAAAGUAUGUGCAUCAUAGCCUAUUAAAUGCAAACGGGGAAACAAAUGCCGCUCUGCAGCACCUCCAGCUGAAAGCCUCUUCCUGUGGCUCUGUUCACCAGUAUGAAACACAUUUAUGAACUUUGUAUCUUGCGCCCACAGCAGUAUGUGCUGCGUGGUGUUUGCAGAAAGCUGCUGGUGUUUGAGCCGGGGAAGCAUUUCCAGCAUCAUGGGACACUUGUAGAAACUUUCCUCCCUCAGAAUCAACCCAGUGUUUGAGGUGAGUCAGCAGCUGCUGGAGGGGGACCCAAAACAGCUUUUACAAACUGUUAAAUAACCUCCUUUCUCUGCGCACUGCACACUCCCUCCUCUCAUCACAUACAGUAAAUCAGCAGAGGAGUGUAAACUAGUUAUUAAAGGUGGGGUAGGCAGGAUCUGAGGAAGUGUCAGUUUUGGGGAGAAAUCUUGAAUGUAAACACUACCUCUACCAUCCAGUUUUCCCCUCAGCUCCUCCUCUCCCCUCCCUCUCUGCUCCAGCAAGCCCCGCCUACAAACAGACGCUCCUGUUAACUUGAAUCGUUUCAAUAAAAUUCCGAUAUAAUGCAGAUAAAUACUUAAGAUAAUCAAAAAUGGGGCCCAGUAAACAUGAAAGUAAAAAGGAUUGGUGCUACUGUAGAUGCCGACAGACUACCAGCAAACACAAUGUUGUUUUCGUUGACGAAAAUAUUUAAUCAACGCCCCUUUUUUUCCACGACGAAGACGUGACGUUGACAAGCUAAACAUAGAUCUUAGAUGACUAAAAUGUGACGAGACGAAUGUGUGUUUACGUUGACCAGACGAGACUAGACGAAAAUGUUAGUAGUGGACGAUGAACAGAGUUGCAAAAUUCAUGAGCAUUUCAUCAGUCAAAUGCUAAAUAUAUAUUCUGCGGUGUUGUUUUCAUUGACGGUGACACAAUGUUUGCAGGACUUCUCCAACUAGGAUAAAGUGACAAACUCCAGGACCCGAGAUAAACAGUUUAGCGGUGCUACAAAACGCAGCAGGUCCCGUUUGACAAGAAACACUUCUGUUACACUUGGCUUACUUUGUUAAAGCGGUUUACCUGUCCAGCAGAAAGGUUACAGGGUCCGUAAGAUCCUGAAGCAUCCCCUAUCAUUUAUGCUGAUGUUGACCUGGCUUCUUAGCUCUUGUCCGGUCUACCUCCUUUUUAAGCGCUCGUUAUUCUGCCAGAGUCUCCGGUAUUUAGUUUGUUUUAUUGCUUGUGUUUUCUGUACUUUCUGGUUGGUUUCUACUGUCUGAUGUUGAACCAUGCUAACUUUGUUUGGGCUAACUUUGUUUGGGCUUGUGCACGUUAUUGGAGGACGAGGAGCAUGCCCCACAACACGAGGGAGCAGCGUCUGCCUCACAACCAAUCAGGUUUGGGGAGGUGGAGAACGGCUUUGUUUACAGUCAGAAAGAGCGGGACACUCAAAAAAUCUAAAGUCUUGACUACACAGACAUAACAAAAUACAGUGAUAUCAUUAUAUUCCCAAAUGUCAUCAAUAACUCACAGCUAUUGACUGAUAUUAAAAGCCUUUUUGUAUAUACACCACAAAAAUGAUGCUUCUUUCAGGGAAUCCUGCCUACCCCACCUUUAAUAUGGAUAUUUACACAUGCAUCUUUUAUACCUGGGAAAAAUGAAGAUUUAGUUUUGCCAAAAAAAUCUGCUUGAAAAAAAUACUUUAAAGUUUAGCUUUAAUAAGUAAUCUGAUAACCAUCCUGUGGGGCAACUAACCUGUCUCACCUGCUUUGUUUGUUAUAUCUGUUCAUUUUCAGGUGGAAUCCUUGAUUAAACAAACACUUCCUUCAACUAGAAAUAAGUCAGUAAAAAUACAAGAGGUUUAACUUCUCAGAGAAAUCUGAAGAGACUUUUCUUCUUUGCACCAUAAGUUCUUUUUUCAGCCCGAGGCAUGGAGGUGAUUUAUGCAACAAAAUCGCCUUUUUUCAAGAAGAAAGAAAGUGAUUUGAGGGUUUUUACUCCAGUCUGAUCAUCAUCAUAAACUCAGCAUCAACAAAAACUCUCCGCGUCGUGACUCACUCAAACAUUUCUCGCCUCACAACCAUCAACAUCAUCUCAGCGUCCUCCUCCACAAACAAAACACAUUAUCCUCCCUCCACAACACCAUCACCUCCUCUGGAUGGAGUCCGGUUCUGCUUCCUCAUCCUUAGUAACCCAUAAUCCACUCCAGGCUAUACAUAAUCAUAAGCAACACAUAUGGUGCCAGGAAAUUUGUGCUGACGUGCAGAGAAAGCAAGACGAGAGCAAAAAAAAAAAACAAGGAGAAUUCAGAUGACGGCCGAGUCCAGGGAAAUAAAUGCUGACUGAAGAGGAAGCAGAGGAGGAAGAGCACUCCAGGGAAGCUGCUUCAGGCGGGAAAUCCACAAAGUAGAGCUCCUAAUAAAAGUGCACUCUGGUUUAUUAUUUGGGUUACUAUAUGAUGGACUAUUAAACAUUCUGCUGGAGGAGUUCCUGAACAACUUUUUGGGCCGAGCAGCAGAAGAAUUCAGGACGUUUUUCAUCCUGGAGAAGUGAGCAGCUAACUUCCCACAGGAGAGAAGUGGGCUCUUUAUUAUGUCGGGGAGCAGAGGAGACUGUGAGGUGGCUUUCAAACAGACCUUGAGUCUUAACCUUGCUCAAAAGCUACAGCAGCAUCAGACUUUUAAUUCAGCUCCUGCUUUUUUUUUUCUUUUCUUUUUUUUUUGUGGGAUUUUCAAGUAGCUGCAACGUCUGACUGAACAAACUGCAUCUGCUUAAAGAUAAGACUUUUAUAAAGUAUCAAUUAAUGUUUUAAGUUUUCAUUGUGUGCAUUUUGAUUGGGAAGAUUUACCUUCAUAAGAAAGUACAACUAUGAACAAAAAUGACCAAAUUUUGCAGAAAUGCAUUGGACAUGUUCAUGCAAAGCUGAAUGUACACUCAGUACGUUUACAUGACACUCAAGAAAACCAAAUUUUUGCCUAAAGGUCCUCACACACCGGGAACGAUGCAAAUGAGAGGAAAAGUGCAGCACCUUUUUUUUCCCUUUAAAUGCACAGAGAAAAUGCUCAUGUUAGCUUUUAAUGCAUUUAAAGCAUUUAUCAUAUCAGUAACAGUCUUACCUUUGCCUUGCAACUCACAGUUCAAACUGUUCACUUUCCCAGUAAUGUCCGUUAAAAAUGCAAGGUCAAGUGUCCAGUCAGUGUCCUCCAGCAGCGAGGUAUCUUCCCCUCUGGACUGCAUGAACUCUUUGAUUUCACUCAAAAGUGACAAAAAAAAAAACGAAGCAGAAUUCAUCCACUGCUGAGCCAUCGGAUUUCUGUGUGUAGUAGCAGGUCAACAUAUUCAGCUGACAGCUCCUCCAAAAGUACCUUGAAUGUUCGGUGCUGUUUAGCUUUGGAACGGAUGCUGUUCAUGAUCUUUACAACGGGAGUCAUCACAUGCUCAAAGCCGAUCACUUUUGCACAUAAAGACUGCUGGUGGAUGAUGCCGUGGUAAUGCAGAAAGUUUGGGAACUCUGUGUCACCUUUACAGUGAGCAAUGAAUCCUGUGUGUCGGAUACCAGCUUUUCAAGCGGCACCUUUUUAUCCGCCAAAAACUCCUUGACCGCGUGAUAGAUGUCAACUCCCCUGGUAGUUGUCUUUAAGGGCAGAAGUGUCAGAAGUUCUUCUUUUGGGGAGAAAUCAAACACCAUCCUGAUGAAGACCAUCAGCUGCGCUGUACUGCUGCUGUCCAUCGACUCGUCACACUGGAUACUGAACCACCUGAACCUCAACAGAUCACGGUCCAGCUGGUCGACCAAGUUUGCAGACAUCGCCAACACUCUUCUUACCAUCGUUGAUGCCCCUAGUUAAACAUCAGAGAGCGUGGAGAUUACAUCAGUUCCGUAUUUAUUGUCUUCAAGCACAGUUUUAGCAAAUAUCAUCAUUGCUUCUUUGACAACCGCCCCAUCUGAAAAGGCCUUCUUUUUCUUAAUCAAGAAUUGCGUAGCUCUUGAGGCUACGGUUGCUUUUUUGUGUAAGUGGUCAGUGAAUGUCAUACCAGUCAUAUAUCAUCUUAGUUGUUUUUUCUCUCUUUUGUAAAUCCAGUCCAAAAAGCUUGUGUAAUAUAUAUAUAUAUAUAUAUAUUAAGUUUGUGAAAUUUCUUUUACUUUUAUUACAAAACACAGUACAGUAUAUUUUCUCAUUAGUUAAACAUUAAAAAUAUUUGGCUCCUUAUUUUCCUAGUAUUGAGUCGUCCUCCAUCUAAGCCCCUCCCAGCGGCACAAGUUGUAAAGAGGGAGGGGAGAAGGCGUGGAGUGAGUUUAACACAAUCACAUAAACUCCUCUCCUCAACUUUAAAUGUGCCACAAGUGAGGCAUAUUGCAUUGAAGUGUGCAACUUUGUGUUUACAAGAAAAGACCCGCAUGUCCACCAGACUGGCCAGAUUAUUUGUGACCCCUCAAACCGUAAAAUUUCAAAGCUUUCUUACCACCAACCAUUGUCAUAAAAAAAGUUAAACCAUCACCAGUUGGCAAAAAAAACAGGUUGAUGAUAAAAAAAAAUGUAGCUAGACAAUUAGAGUGUCUGUGUAACUUAAAAGGAGUUUGUUAAACUCUAUUGACUGUCCACUUCACUAUUGUAGAUGACAGGAAACACAGACCUGAGGAAGUCAAUAGAUCUGCAGAGGAUUUGCGGUUUCAUUUUAUCAACAGCAUGCUAACCCUAAAGUUGUUAGGCAGUAUCAAGUACAUUUUUGAACAUGUUUUAGGUCAUAUAAGUUGGUAUGUGGUUUCUGACACAGCAGAAGACCGGGACUGAAUGGUCCAAAACUUCCUGGAACCUUUAUAGAAGUCCUCCUUAAAAUAAAAUACAUAAAAUAAAAAUGCAUAAAGUAAAAAAAGAUAUUUAUUUUUUUAAAGUUCUGGUGCCACUCUCUCUGUUUUGCAGUUACCGUUUCAUUUGCAAUAAACAAGCAACCUUUGCAAGUAGUUCUUGUGUCCUUCCCACAUUUGUCAUGGUCCUGGAGCCAGGCUAUGACAACUAAAACAUUAAAUAAAUAAAAUAUCUGGAUACAUAGUAUUUCAGGAGUCCUCCUGUUUUGUUCACUUUAUCCUUUUUUCCCCCUGACGUACUGUAUGUUCCUAACGUUCAGAAGACGAGGGGAUUUUACUUUGAAAAUCCAAAGCGGAAAUGUCACUGUUUACAUCAGCCUCCUCGUCUCUCCUUCUCUGCAGUGUAGUAACCAAACCCGUAUAGCCUGCUAGUGUGGUGUUACGAACCCUUAGUAAUGACAAAGUGACUGUAUGGAUUAGUUCUUUGUUAUUUUAUGUCCGUAACUUAAAUUAAACUUGUUGAGAUGAGCUAAGGCUGUUUUUACCUCUGUGAGACUGUAAAGACGGUAUGUCCUCUCCUCCUCGUCAGCAUACGUAAAGGUUACUUAACAGCUUCAUUAGUUUGCUUUGUGUUUUCGGGAUGAUUCAUUCAUACGAUCAACUUACUUUUAACUAAAAAUCUUUCAAAUCAGAAGUUCGAAGCGUUUUAGACAGAAAGGUUAAUAAUGACAAACUGAAGCGUUAUACAUAGACAGGUAUAUCUGACUUUACUUCUCUGUACGUUUUUAACCUGAGAGGGUACUACUUUUGUUUAUUUUUUUAACUGAGCUUAGAUAUUCAGUUUGACUUUAUAGCGAUUCUUAUUAUUUUGUAUUAGUAGAUAAAAUAUCACCUAGUACCUGGAAAUACCCUAUUUAGCACAUCUCGGACAAAAAUCACACUUGAACGUUUACAAGAAGUUCCUUUGUAGUUUGGAUUGAGAUUAAAAACUAAUUAUGAAAAAAAAAAAAAAAACUAUUAUAAUCACUGUAUUAAGGCUAUUGUAAUUAUGCAAACACAUCAUACCAUGUAGAAAUUCAAGUUAUAUUGUCAGUUUACAUAGUAUUUAUUUUCUAUGACAUGGCUCCAAACCGCAGACUUGUUAACAGUAACAUGCAUGAAGGGGUUGGGUCAGUUUUCUCUUCUUUUGUAUUUUUGUAAUAUGGUAAAUGAAUUUAAUGAUACAAGAAAAUUCACAAACUAACUGCUCCACCAAAGUGGCAGAAAUUAUCAAAUAAUAAAUACAAGGAGUAUCUUAACUAUCUCUAACCUGAGAAUUGUGAAAUAAGAUAAAGUAAGUGAUGCGAUCAGUGCUGCGAAUCAAUUGGUUUUCUUACCAGUACAAAAAAAUAAUACCAUUUUAAAGGGAUUAAGAUCGCAUAAAUAAAGUACUUCAUGUUGAAUUUUGAAGGCUGAGCAGAGUCAGUGUUCAGAUUCCUGCUCUAACUUGCUCCAAAUACUAUAUUACGUGUCUCUUUUUUUCCCUCUAAAAUUAGGAUUGUUAUUAACUAAAUACAAAUUAUGCAUAAAAGAGAAAAGAUUUUGCCCAAAAGAAAGUGUAGAAAUGACAGAUUUUGGAAGUUUUAUUGUGUUUGACACUGAGACUCACAGACCCACUUCACAUUUAAUAUCCUAAUGUAAGUGGAUUUCCAGGCUGUGUUUAACCGACUGUUAUCAUGAUUCAAUCAGGCACAAAAGCUUGCAAACACAAAUCUAAAGAGAUUGCAUGUUUGAGACAGCCUCACCCACCUUCACUUUGCAUGGAAGAAGGAGAUUUGAUCCUGCUGUCUUCUGCUGCGAGAUUUAUGAAAAAGGUGAUUUUUCUGUGCAGGUCUUUCUGAUGGCGGUCUUGAACCUGUCCUUUGCUGCAUGUGGUUUCCUGGGGAUCUACCACCUGGGGGCUGUGGGGGCGUUUCUCCGUCAUGGGGACAAGCUGAUAGGUUCCCUUAGAGCCUGUGCGGGGGCCUCAGCCGGGGCCCUGGUGGCUGCAGUGAUGGUCACAGCUCCUGACAAGUUAGAGGUAGAGUUUUUUUUUUUUUUUUUUAAACAUCUUUAUUCAUCCCACAGACAGUCUGAGAGAGAACCCGUAGGGGGGUUUUAGCUCCCAGAAGACAAUAAGAGCAGAUUUUAUACAAUUAUUUCAAAUAAAACAGUAAAAUUAGAGAGUUUUAGUGCAGCAGCCUCAGACUCACUAUCAUCACUCUCAUUCCUCCUCAGUAUUUCCGACAGUUUUACAAACCUGGAGUGUUGAAUUAAAGACCCUGUCAGGGUGAAGUGCUUUCUCAGAUACUCACAUCAAAGAUUUGACAUCCAAGGAAGAAAUCUGUCUGUCCUAUCAAUAUUUAAACACUUGCCGAGUCUUAAAAAUGAAUGAAGUAACAUCUAAAGAUCACAAAAUCACAGCCAUACACGAUGAACUACAUUUGGAUUUCAAAUAAAGAAAUUUUCCAGUGAGAUAUUUUUAGAAGAAGGAGUUUAUUGAAGAUACUCAAAAUGAUCUGUGGCUUGUAAACUGGGACAAAAUUUCAGAAAAAGUAAUAUAGACAUGAGACAGUAGAGGAUGAGUAAAAACAAGUGAAAUGCUUUGAUUUUUUACUCAACUAGGACUUUUCUAAAUCUUGUGUUUUUCUAUUGUACAAUCACAAAUAUAUCGUAAAUUAGCAAAAGAAAGGAAAGCUUGCACCAGUCUAAAAUCCUUUCUUUGCAGUGGUAUGUUACGUUGGAUGGAUGUUUUGUUAUAUUUGGUUGCAUCUGCGCAGCUCUUUUAGCCACAUUGUUGGUGCACUAAUGCACAGUUGGAAAAAAAAAAACAGAGUGUAACUUAAUAAAAGGUGAAAACAGUCACAGCUAAGUUUGUUCCCUUCUUUUGCAGCACUGUAAAGACUUUACCUACAAGUUUGCUGACAGCGUGCGACAACAAAGGUUUGGGGCCGUCACACCAGGAUUCAACUUCAUGCUCACGCUGCGGUAAAUAUUCAACAUGCACCGAUGUGGGACUUAGCAAAAAGUAGGGGCGGGAGAAAAAAUAGAUACAGCACAGUAUCGUGAUAUUUUGUCUGGUGAUAUAUCGUAUCAUCUCAUUUGCCAAGUAUCAAUUUUUUCAAAUUAAUUGUUGAUAUGAAGUCAAAUCUAUGAUGAUGGAAAAAUAAAAUCAACUGUUUGUUCAGUGAGGUUGUUAGAGGUGGCAUCAUGGAGCAGGAGAAAGUUAGUGCAACAAAUAUAUACAUAUAUAAAUAAGGUUUGCAAGAUGUGCUACAUGAAAAUAAAAUACUGUGUAAAUAAGACAAACAUAAAGGAAAGACAAAUGCUAAACUAGCUAAGUUGUUGAAAAAAAAUUAUAAAUCGCAAUAUAUGGUAUUGCAAUACUCUCUUUAUUGCAAAAUGUUAAAAAUCACAAAAAUAUAUUGAUAUGAUCACAAUAUGAUCAAGUAUCGUGAUCAUAUCAUGGCCCAAGUAUCGUGACAAUAUCAAAUCGUGGUCCAAGUAUCAUGAUAGCAUCGUAUCGUGGCCCAAUUAUUGUGAUAAUAUCGCAUUGUGGCCCAAUUAUCAUGAUAACAUCGCAUUGUGGCCCAAGUAUCGUGAUAAUAUCGUGUCGUGGCCCAAGUAUCAUGAUAAUAUCGUACCAGGGCCCAAGUAUCAUGAUAAUAUCGUAUCAGGGCCCAAGUACCAUGAUAAUAUCGUAUCAUGGCCCAAGUAUCGUGACAGUAUCGUAUCGUGUGGCCACUAGUGAUUCCCACCUCCAGCAAAAGCUGCUUAUUACUCAAAGGAUUUAAAGGAUGCAAUUCUUUAAUUCAAAUCUCUAAUUUGUUCUGUAAGAUACUGUGAGCUCCACUUUUUGGGGUUGCAGAGGUACACUUGGUACUGCUACAGAAGGCUGUAGGAGCAGUUAACGCUGCACCAAAGCAGACAACAUAAAAAAAAAAAAAAGAUAUCACGCAACUGCAGAGAGAAGAUUGGCUGCAAAGUUGACUCUGAAAUACAAGUUUAGACUUAAGAGGAUUGAUCUAAAUUGGGACUCCAGGUCUAAGCAGCAGGAAGAGGCGGUCAUGAGCCCACUCCCCCCUCGUUAGUAUGCUGCCAUGGUUCAGUGUAUGUUGAACAGAUUGAGUAAUAAUUACUUGUCGAUAGAAAGAGCAGUGUUUUUAUGACGCCCUGAGGGGAUUCAGGCAUUAAAACCCUGACAAAUGAUUGUGUGUGUGUGUGUGUGUGUGUGUGUGUGUGUGUGUGUGUGUGUGAACUGUCUCCAGGGAGGGGAUUGAAGAGAUUCUCCCCGCUGACGCUCACAAUCUGGCCUCUGACCGCCUCCACGUCUCCAUAACUCACUCAAAGAGCGGGAAGAACCACCUGGUGUCCCGGUUUACCUCCAGGGAGGAGCUCAUCCAGGUACACAAGCCCGAUCUGUAAAUAAAACACAAAUCCUUUAAGUUUUAAAGCGUCAUCAUAAAUGUUUUAUGUCCUGGUGUCUUUACUUUUACAGCUCAGUGUUUGUUUUUUAUGACUUCGACCUGAAGAUGACACCGACAAAGUCACUCCUGUGUCAUAAACAUUCACAGUGUCAUGUGUUUAUAUACAUAUAUUAUACAUCCAAACAAAGUUGCUGCUUCUCCUUUAUGUGACAUUUGCAGAAAGUUUUCUCCAUGCGAGGAAUUUUAAGGAUGUAUUAAAAAGUUUUGAGAACACAUUGAGGUAGCUGCUGUUUAAUGUGUUUCCAAAAAUCCGACUUCACCUGAGUUGCAUUCCUUGUAUAUCACAUAACUUAAAUCUAGUAUUUUUUUAAUUUUAAAUAUUCUUUUGAGAAGGUUUUUAAUUUGCAUUUUGUUGUCUAUUUUUUUUUGCAAAAUCACUGUAAAAAUGUCUGGCAUCAUACAGAAAAAGCUCCUGAAAUUUUGUGAUCGAGUGAAAAACGAUCUGCUCUUUAUGAACUUUGUUACUAAACAUGCUGAAGUUACAGCUACUGAGCAUCUUUCUGCAGUUUUAUAUGACUCAGUCUUAACUUCCCUCCUUCAGGCUCUCCUAGCCAGCAGCUUUGUGCCUGUCUACGCUGGACUCAAACCCAUGGACUUCAGAGGACAGGUCAUUGUUUAUCUUCCUCAGAUCUUUCUCGCACAGACUGAUAAAGCUAUAACUGACUUGUGUUGAUUUCCUUUUGAUAUUCCAGAAAUGGAUCGAUGGCGGAUUCACCGACAGUCUACCCAUUCUGCCUGUAGGACGAACCAUCACCGUGUCUCCUUUUGCCGGACUGCAGGAUGUGUGUCCGGUCCACAGGGGGCGCCUCAACACUCAGCUCAGACUAGCUAACAUGAACAUUAUGGUAAAUACUCAACGAUUACGUCACACUGGUCUGAUGGAGGGAGUUUGAUACACCUGACAGAUAAGUGUUUGUAAUAUUUGAACGGAUUUGCCCUUUAGGUCUAGUUUUUCACUCAGCUGCAACAUCUUUUUCGGACUUUAAUGAAAAAUACUGCCACACCGUCGACAUCACGCCUACUCUUUCGUACUUUGUUUGUACCUUAGUACACGCUGUCGUUGUGAUUUUGCGGGCUCAGCUUGCUGGAUCAGGGCGCUGCUAGAUAGAGGUGCUGGAGCGGAGUUUAGAAUGGACUGCUUGCAUUGGAAUGCUGAUAUUGGAGAUUUUAGAUGCAGGCCGAUAUAAUCCGAUAUUUGUUUUUUUGCUGACAUCCCUAAUAAGAAUAGUCAGGCUCACAAAAUGCAUGUUUUUACCGUGCAGGAUCAGAGAGUAGAGCUUAUUUAGAAAGAAAACAUGGAGUGGAUGAACCAUAGAUAGUUUCAGACCAACAAAUGGUUCACUAGAUCCCCAGAGGUCCACAAACUUGGUUCACAGGAAGAUUUUAUCAGCUGCUUUAAAUGACUAAAUUUUCCUGUUUCGUUCCUGUAAUCCAGCCUGAAUCUACCUCUCUAAUCUAGCUUUUUGGAUUAAAGUUAUCCCAAAACUGUUGGAUUCAUCAGGAUAAAAACUAUGACUGGCUUACCUGAUAUACCCAGAGUUCUUUGUAUCUAAUCCAAUCUGAUAAUUAUAAUCUGAUGAGAUUACUUUUGAAGAUCUGGGCUCUGGAGUCCAUCAUUAUUAGAAAAAUAACAAUCACAUUUGGAGAAAACUGGAGUACUUCCAGACUCUCUUCCAGUCAGAUUUGUCCCCAUGAUUUUAGAGGCGAGUAGAGCAGACGUGUAACUUUCAAGUAGAGAGAAAAUUCAAAGACCAAACACUGGAUUGGGGUUAUGUGUAGCACACUCAUGUUCCAGUCUAUAUACAGUAGAUUAGAGCUGAUUUUUGUUGAACACUGAGGCCUUGAGGAGAACUUUUCGUAUCCAUGUGUUUUUUUUUAGCAGUUUUUAAUGAUGUGACUUUGUUGGGGGCUCAUAACACUGUUGAAUCCACCUGCAUUUGGCGCUUGGUGGGUGUUAAUUUAAGACCUAGGGGUGCCGUUAAAAAAUUUUAAGCUUGUAGUUGACCUUUGGUUGAAAAAUAAUUGGUUUGCAGAGCUGUUUUUGAAGCUGAUAACAGUUUGUGUUGUUUCCUUGACUCUCUGAUUGCAGGUGGGUAGAUGAAAACGUGGACAAGGCCUAAAUGAGCUUUUUGCUUCUGCCUGUUAAGAGCGUAUGGAUGUAUGAUGAGUAGAAAAUAAACCACUGAAACUUUUAUUCAAGGUCCUAAAAUCAAGGAUUUGUCAUCUUGACCUCUAACGUUCGCCGUCGUUGAUCUUGUUAUGCUGUGCUGAAAUGUCAUCUCUUUUCCUCUUUCAUGAUAAAUUCUGUUUGUGUCUUUCAGUGGGAACUAUAUUUUCUGAAGAUUUUCUGUCAGACUUUCUUCAAAAAAAUCUCAAGAUCAAUUUUGUGUUUUCUUUCAUUUCCUCAGUUCUCAGUGGAGAACAUCAAACGUCUCAACCAGGCUCUGUUCCCUCCAUCUGGCAGAACCAUGGCGUCUUUCUAUGAAGAAGGUUUUAGUGACGCUGUGAGAUUCCUGAAGAGAGAAGCCUGGACGAGCUGAUGAAAAAGAGACAUUUUUAAACAUUUUAAAGGUUUUUAUUUAUUGGGUUUUUUUUUUUCUUUUCUGAGUGAAACAUCCCGAGUGUUUCCGUGGAGUGAUGUUAUCGGUUUGCUUGGAUCUUUCUCCUCCUCCGUUUUUAUUUAUAAAGCCGAGCAUGAAAGAGUGUGUGAGCCUCCUCGGUCAGAUAAAUGUUAUCACACACACACUCUGCUCUUUCUGCUCUGCUUCAUGUGACAGCAGCAGAACAUGAUGAAGAGCGCUCGUGAAAACACGGACUCCUCAUCAAUUUUCCAGGGAGGCUUUUAAUUUCCCUCAGCUGGAGGCAGAGUGAGUGUGAGAGAAAGAGAGAGAGAGAAGGGGGGGUAUUGGACAGCGCAGCGGUUCACAGGAUGGCAAUGCUGCCGUCAUGGAAGUCGGCGCUCCCUCAGGAUGGAGCGGCGUCUUUGAAGUGCCGGACUCUUCUGCAGGGUUUCUGUUUGAUUCCCUCCAGCAUCACAGGCGUGAGCAGCUUCUCCAUGUUGGAGGAGACACGCAGAGCUGCUGCUGCUGCUGCUGCUUCUCUGGGGAGGAAGGGUAAUCGAUUAUAUUGUAAUAUCCACACACAGUCAGGCUCUUUUGCUCAAAAAAAAGGAACCACCGGGGAUGAAGCAAGACUUUUAAAGAGUGGAAAUCUAUACUUUAUUUUAAUUUGGAAUGUCCCAAAACAGUCCAGGGGGCGGCUCAAAAACAGAUCAGGAUCUGGUUUCCCAGAAGCUACAUCAAACCAGAGUGAUUGUAAAAUCCAUCUUUGAUUGGAAGGAGUUUCCCACCAGCUUUAGGAGUCAAGAGAAACUAUGUCAUGGUCAAAUCCUGUUCACUGAGUUCUGAGCAGGAAAACAGACUCAAUACAAUCAGUCUGAGUUUAAAGUCUACAGAAAAUUACUUCAGUAAGUUUUUGAUCAUGAAUGAAAUAGAUUCAUUUUUAUACAGCUGUACCGAGCAUGACCAUAUGACUUACUGAGUUAGAAGUGUGUAAAAGACACUCGAUCCCACCCAAAAAACUCUCUUAUUUAACUUCGUGCGACUCCAUGACUCCGCCCCCUGUGUAGCCGUGUCCUCUUUUUCAGAAGUCAGAAUAUGGUCACCCUAGCUGUAUCCAAAAGCAAAAAUGACCAUCAAUGACAAGACGGACAAUUUUAGAUUAGGGCUGGGCGAUACGGCCUCAAAUCAAUAUCACAAUAUAUUGAGCAGUUCACUUCAAUUACGAUAAAUGAAUGAUAACUACUCCACAAGCUGCUCACCCCCUUCCACAUUAAUUUUGUCUACCAUAGCCACCGCUCCAGUCGCUAAAACUUUUGAACCGUCCUCCAUCUCCUCACCUGUCUUUCACCUCUUUGUUACGUCUCUGAUGUAGGACAGUGUCUUAAAGGGACAUAAGACCAUAGCCUGCCUACACACAUCCAAAACCAACUUUUAUUUAUUCAUGACGUCAGUUAUUGUCAUAAAUUUCGGUAUCAGUAAACUUUCGGUUUAUCGCCCAGCCCUAUUCUAGAUCUUCGCUUCUCAUUCCUGAAACUGCUAUCUCUGCAUUAAAUGACACUUAUAACUGUCUAAAUUUAGCCGGAGGAGAUUAUUGGUCAGAAAUCACCGUUUAAUCAUGUAGAGGGCGGGUUAAUCAAAGACUGCUGUCUCCACAGGGGGCGCCAAAUCUGACACAAACUAAGUUCCUCACAGAAGCUUUAAAAAUAAAGUGAUGUUUAUCAUCUGUAUGAGCUUGUGGAUGUUGCUCCUUGAUGUUUUGGAUGUUUUCCUGUUCCAACACACCUGAUUCAAAUGAUCAGCUCCUUAGUAAGCCAUCACAGAGCUUGAUAACGAGCUGAUCAUUUGAAUCAGGUGUGUUGGAGCAGGGAAACAUCUAAAACAUGCAGGACAGAGUUAAGAUAAAUCUUUUUCAUCAGUCAAAGAUUAAAAUUUUAGACCUCAAAGUUGAUCCAAAGGCUACUGCAGUGAUUGAUUUAUUUUAACAUCUUAAACAGAGGCCUCUACAGCCACAGACACUAGGUCAACAGCAGCUGACUCUGCAGGAAUCAUUUCCCCAUCUGGCAUGAAAGAAACUGUUAGAAAUCUGUUUCUUAAGUCAUGGUGCUCGGAUAUGUUCAGUUAGAGGUAUUAGCUGCCCAGGCUCAAGUAUUUAGGCAAAGAUACCCUUUCUUAUGUGGUUUUAUUUCACUGAAACUCAUGCAUGAGCUUCAGCAGUUUAGAUGAGUUUGAAUCUGGUUAGUGAGGACCAGGCUCCCUGAAGCAGAGAUGGGAACUGUGGAGUCACCAAGUCAUCUCCAUUCUGCUCUGUCACUGAACCAGCUGCUUCCAAUGAGCAGCCAGAAAGGUGAGCUCAUUAGUGAAGGCACCUGGUUCAGUAACUGAGCAGAACAAAUACAUGACAAGGAGAUGACUUGGUGACUCCACAAUUCCCAUCUCUGCCCUGAAGAGUCUGUGUCAAACAGCUCACUCACAAAGGUCAAAGAGUCGUCCACCUACUGAGCAUGUUAUGGUCUAAAAGAGGUCUAACAGACAUCUAAAUGUAGCCUAGUGAGUACUUGGUAAACAGUUAUGCAACUCACAGUUGCUUUUUGAAAUAAAUAGUUAUCAAAUAAUGAGUUAAAGUGCAACGUCUAAAUUCCAUCUAAUAAUAUAAAGAAUCUUGACGGUUGAAAUUAGGUCUAAAAAAAACUAGACGUCUCAUAGCCGUUUUUUGCUCAGUGGGCAGGGGCUCCAAACUUUUUCAAACUCCAGGGGUUCUGUCGUCAUGUCUUUGUGAAGUUAAAUAAAGAUAGUUCGAACCUCUAAA